AUGCCGCCAAAGCAGCUGCGCAACCUCAGCUACCAGGCGCCCGAGACGCCCGCCUUUCUCCGGGCCUUCAAGGCGCAAGUGGCCGGGUCCUCGUCUUCUUCGACGGGCGCAGCACGCCGAGGGGGCGAACCACGCCUCGAAGACCUCCUCGCCGGUCGACCCUCGUCUCCGGGCCGGCAUGGCGGCGGCGGCGGCGACGGCGGCGGCGGCGAAGGAGCGUCUUCGAACGCCAACGCAGAUGUCGACGGCGAUGACAGCGACGAGGAUGACCUGUCGUUUGCGCAGGUCGUGGUGCUCAAGGACGGCAAGCAUCUCACUCGGGAAGAGGCCGAGGAGGCGCGGAGGCAACAGCUCCUCGAUCAGACGGCCACCUCCGACGAUGACCGUAGCGGCACGUCGGCGUCCAACCUGCUCCGGGAGGCACUCGAUCCAUCCGCGGCAUCGUCGUCGAAGCGCGCAAAACGGGCAGCAUCCUCGCCAGGCGACGGCGGCAACCUCGAAGACGUCAAGAAGCUCCUGCGCCAGGAACAGGAGCGCAAGGCCCAGGUCGAGCGCGAGUCCAAACGACAGUCGGUCCAGGACGAAAAGGCGCAGAAGCAGAAGGCCAAGAACAAGGCCGCGCGGGCCGAAAAGAAAAAGAGCGGCAAGGGCCUCAGCUUCUCGAUGGACGACUGA
This is a messenger RNA of Pseudozyma flocculosa PF-1, 675 nucleotides long. RefSeq lists its product as uncharacterized. Lineage: Eukaryota; Fungi; Basidiomycota; Ustilaginomycetes; Ustilaginales; Ustilaginaceae. Bases 1 to 675 code for a protein of 224 amino acids. The record is from RefSeq and is a predicted model, not a curated record. The transcript has 2 exons.